Messenger RNA from Acaulospora colombiana, 1725 nucleotides. NCBI's taxonomy places the organism in Eukaryota, Fungi, Glomeromycota, Glomeromycetes, Diversisporales, Acaulosporaceae. The record is from the annotation of a GenBank genome assembly.
AUGUCAACAAAUGUUAACGAAGACAGGAAAAGGCUAAAGGAAUUAAUAAACGAGGCUUCUAAUCUCGAAAGGGAACUGAAGAAACAAGAGCAAGAAAAACGCAAAUUCAACAAUACUGAAAGCUUAACUGAGUUUGACGAAGAUGCAGAAUUUUUACGAAAUAGUCUCAAAGAUAUUUAUGAAGACCUUAUUUUAAUUGAUUUUAAAUUCUCCAACGAACACAAUAUCGAAGAAAAGCUUUGGCAACACGUCUUUUACAGUCAUAUCGAAGGACUUAGGCAGAAAUUACGCAAAAUUAAUAAAAAGGAAAAGGAAAACGAGCACGAAGCAACUUAUUUAGAACUGUGUCGUUAUCUCGAUUUAGGGACCGGUUUUUAUCACACUAUCGUGAAUGGCCUAAAAAUUCGAGAGAAUAUUGAUUUGGAUCGAAUUGGAAUUGGAAUAGUACUUCCGCCGCUUCCCGAAACGCGUCAAAACUCCGCAGGAAAGAGCUUGCAGCUGAAUGUAUUCAACGCUCAAUACCGUAACGUUGAACUUCGUAGCUUAAGCAUUGGAUUGGCUUUUGGCCUCUUGGUUCCAAUAAUGAAAAACUUUUACGAGGCAUGGGAUAUCGAGGAUCAGAUGAGUGAUAAGAUGAGAUCGAUAUUAAUAGAAUGUUUGACUGCCGUUUCUCUAUGGUGUCAAUAUUUGGGAACUUCGACGGAGACCCUGUCUCAAUCGUAUCUCUACGCCAAAUCUGUGGAAAAGGAGAAUAAGAUUAUAUUUCAGAUGUUUUUAAGAAAUUUGAAGAAUUUCUUCAGAUUAUUAUCCGAGAUUCUCAACCAUCCUAAGAUUUCCUUAUUGGGUGUAGACAAUCCGGAAUUGUAUAAGCAGUCUAUCAUUGAAGAUAUUGAAUUUCUUGGUGUGGUUCCCUUACGUACUUUGCAACAAGACAUUAUUUUCACAUCUAAAGCUGAUCCGCUGAAAGUAAGGAUAGCUAGAAUGGCCUUAUUUGGAAGGAAAAUGGCUGAACUUAAGUCACUCGAUGUAUUUACCUAUAAUGAAUCGAUGGGACAAUUUACCUUGAUCGACGAAGAAACUAAGAAAAAGGAACGUCAAAAACUCAUGAAACUAAUGGCACAACAAUUGUUGCAAGAUCAAGUGAACUCAUUAGAAACCAAUUUGCAAAAGAGGGGACUUCCUUUACAACGAAAGAAUACAACUUCAAAAAACACUGUUGUCUUUGACAUCGGUGUGAUUCUCAACCAUUUAAACUCGGUUAGAAAGUGGGUCGCCGAUGGAAAAUGCUAUGUGAUCGUCCCCCUGGAUGUUAUUGACUCGUUGGAUCUCAUUAAGAAAGGGAGCACCCAAGAAAAUGCAAGAGCCCGAGAGGCCAUCCGGUAUUUGGAUCAGCAAUUUCAAAAAAGACAACAAAAUCCUGGUGACUAUUUCAUUCGUGCACAGAAGGUGGAUGAAAAAUUACCUCAAUGGGCUCUUGCAGAGAAAUAUCUUAUUGGAGAAAACUAUCAAGAUAAUUUUGAUGAAUGUAAUGGGCAAGAAAAUGAGGAUGAAGAUAUGAAUCCAAUGGAAAAAUUUAGCGUGGACGACAUACCACAAGAAUAUCGUCCAACACUAAGCUGUUGGCUUUAUUACUUUCGGUUAUCUGAUAUUGGAGAAACAUUUUUCGUGACCGAAGAUAAAAUUUUAAUUAAAUAUGCUAAGAUGUUUGGUUUGCCUAUUGUAGAA